Molecule: messenger RNA, 3813 nt
Organism: Amyelois transitella
Lineage: Eukaryota; Metazoa; Arthropoda; Insecta; Lepidoptera; Pyralidae
Gene: Rhau
Product: ATP-dependent DNA/RNA helicase DHX36
Exons: 12
Coding region: 132-3350 (1072 amino acids)
Cellular component (GO): cytoplasm; nucleus; intracellular anatomical structure
Molecular function (GO): ATP binding; DNA helicase activity; G-quadruplex RNA binding
Source: RefSeq, a predicted model, not a curated record
AUUUUAAAAUACAUACCUAAAUAGUCUGAAAUCGAUAUUUCAUCAAUUUAUUUAUACUAUAUCAACACUAACUUUACUAAAUCGUUUAUUCGUGUUCUAAAUAUUAGGUUUCCCGACUGAUAACUUACAUAAUGUCUCGUCGAGGCAGAAAUUCGGCACCAUACCGGCAAUGUAACAAAGGUUUCUCAUGGGGAGACAGGCGUUUUGAACCACCAACACCUGGAACUUCUGAUGACCUUGAACCAGUGCGUCGCCCACGAGGCUUACGAGGGAAAGACAUCGGUCUGUACUAUAGAGAUCGUGCUAUGAAAAACGCAGAAGCGCGUAAAGAAGGGAAUAUAUAUGGCAAGAAGGGAACAUUUAAGAAGAGGCCUGAGGAUUAUAUUCUCACCCUGAAAAUUCCAAUGCCUAUUGUUUAUAAGCUGGAUGCAGAUUUACAAUCUAUUCUAGAGAAAGCAAACAAAUCAAACAUUAAAGUAGAAAGAGAUGAAGAAGUUAUUAUAAAACAGGAGUGUAAGGAUGAUUCUGAUAAUUUUGAGUUUAAAAAACCAAAAAUACCCCAAAAUGACUUAGAACAAAACACUUCUAAGGCUCCUGAUUUUGUACCAAUAAAAAAUGAGGUGUCAUUUGAUUAUGGAAAUAAUAUAAGACAGUUGUCAUUCAGAGGGGCUGGGGACUUCAAAUAUGGCUAUGAAGACAUCAUCACGGGUUCAUUUGACCAAAAACUUGAUGAAUGUCUUGCUAAUGGAAUCAAAAUUAUUGAGAGUACCAAUAAUAUUAAUGAAAUAAGUAAACAAUUGUAUGAUGAUUAUACAAGUAUGCUAAAAAACUCACAGUACAAUAAGUUUUUGGAGUUCAGAAAGAAGCUUCCCACUUAUAAUAAAACCAGUGACUUGUUGGAUGUAAUUAAGAAUAACCAAGUGAUUGUUAUAAGUGGUGAGACAGGAUGUGGAAAAUCAACCCAGGUUCCACAAGUAAUUUUAGAUGAUGCUAUUGCUAAUCUGAAAGGUGGCAAUAUUAAAAUACUAGUAACCCAGCCAAGACGGAUUGCUGCUUUAUCCUUGGCCAUGAGGGUAGCUCAGGAAAGAGGUGAAAAAGUUGGCACAUCUGUUGGAUAUGUUGUGAGACUUGAAAGAGUGGACUGUCGCAACAGAGGGAGUAUCACUUUUUGCACGACAGGUGUCCUCCUAGUCGACUUAGAGACAGACCAAGGUUUAACGAAAUACAGUCACAUUAUAUUAGAUGAGGUGCAUGAGAGGGACACGCAUAUUGAUCUUGCUAUGUGCAUGCUAAAAAAGGUCCUUAAAAAGCGAAAAGAUUUGAAGCUCAUAUUGAUGAGCGCGACUAUCGACGCUGAUAAGCUAAGCUCUUAUUACGAUGACUGCCCUAUGAUGCACAUAGAAGGGUUGGCAUACCCCGUACAGGAUAUCUAUUUAGAAGAAAUCCUUCAAACUACUGGAUUCAUACCAGACUUAGAACAGAUGGGGAAAAAUAAAAACAUGUCGAAGCCGCGAUGGCACAAAUAUAUAAAGAAGAAAUCAAAAGAAACCAUUUCAGAACAGAUGAUAAAGUAUAGAGCUGAAGUUGGGCCUUGGCUAGAAUCUUUAAAGAAGUCUGGUAACAUAAACAAUGACGUAUAUAACACGUUAAGCGACUAUAGAAUUGAAGAACUUAACACGGAACUUAUUCUUAACCUUUUAAUCCAUAUUUGUCGCGGUGACCCUGGCGCAGUAUUAAUAUUCUUACCGGGCAUUGGCGACAUUACUAAACUACUCAGCCUAAUGGAACAAAGCAAUGCUUUCCCUUCAAAUCUGUAUGAAAUCUACCCUUUACAUUCAAAGUUACCCACUGUGCAACAACAAAAGAUAUUCGAAAGACCGCCAGAUCAUAUCAGGAAGAUAAUAGUGGCGACGAACAUAGCAGAGACAUCUAUAACUAUAGACGACAUAGUGUAUGUGAUUGACUGUGGCAGAAUCAAAUACAAUGGGUUGAAUGUGGAGGACUAUAUCACUACACUACAAACGCAUUGGGUUUCUAAAGCCAAUUUGCGACAAAGACGCGGGCGUGCUGGUCGUUGCCAGCCAGGCAUCUGUUACCACCUCCUGACGUCAUUCCGGGCCUCGAAACUCGAAGAACGCCUUCUACCUGAGCUGCAGAGGAACAACCUUCUGGAACCAGUAUUAUCCAUCAAGAGACUAAGGCUUGGCUUAGCGGAAUCCGCCCUCCAAUUAGUACCCGACUCUCCUGAUGUAACUACUAUUAAGAGGGCGGUCAAACAUCUACAGCAAUGUGGUGCCCUAGAUGACAAGGAAACCCUGACGCCUCUAGGCUGGCAUUUGGCAAGGCUGCCCGUUCACCCGGCGGCUGGGAAACUACUGGUGCUGGGCACUUUACUGGGCUGUCUCGACCGCGCUGCCAGCCUGGCUUCUGUAUGGAGCUUCAAGGACCCCUUUCUAAUGGUCAUUGGUCACGAGAGAGAAGCAGAAGAGGCCAAACAGAACCUCGCUCUAGGUGAGCCAAGCGACCACGUGGCCAUGUCAGAAGCUAUCAUCCAAUGGGAAUAUCUGCCGAAAAGAGAGAGACGAAGUUUCGCGUACAACAAUUUCCUAGCCCAUAAUACUUUAGAACUUUUAUCUGAUAUGAAGCUGCAAUUGGUGGAUCAUCUAAAGCAAAUGGGCUUCUUGGCGGCGGCAGAUGUGAGGUCCCCGUGGGAAAAUAGGAAUGGGAAUAAUUUAAGCGUUUUCAAAGCUGUCGUUGCAGCCGCCUUGUACCCGAACAUCGGCUCUGUGAGAUGGAUAGGUCUUCAAAGCAGAAAGCUUAAUCGAAAUCCGCGUGUAAAAGUGCAUACUCCAGAAGACGGCAGUAUACAAAUACAUCCUAGUAGUGUGAUGUGUGUCCAUCACAAGCACGGUGGCAAAAGGAUCGCGUGUAACAACCCGGGCGCCAACUGGUUGGUCUACUGGUUGAAGCAGCGGUCGUCCGAUCUCUUCUUAAUCGAUGUUACCCUAGUACAUACGCUACCUCUGCUGUUCUUUGGUGAACUGAAAAUUGAUAUAAUGGAAAAAGAUACCUGUCUGAUGUCAAUAUCUACUUUCAAAGUGCGGUGUCCCAAAGACCAAGCAGACAAACUGAUUCAAUUGAGAAAGUUUUUGGAUGAUGUUUUGGCUUCGAAAAUCACAGUUAACUCUUCUCAUGCUACCACACACAGCUAUUUUGAAGAAAGCGUUUUAAGAGCUGUCACCGAUUUGAUCACUGCUGAGGACGAAGGUAUGGAUUACUUCGAAGAAGACGACACGGCCAGCUCAGACGCGUCAGAAUGUGAACAACAUCCAAAGAUGUUUUAUCGGUAAACAACUAACGCCCAUGGCUCCGCCCGAUAAAAAAGAAAAUCUCGCUCACACGGAUGUUACAGGAAAUCCUCUCUUAGUGCACCCCUACACCACAGCCAAACCUACAUGUCAAAUUUUAAACCUCUAGACCUAGCGGCUCGGGCUGUGCGUUGAUAUUUCAGAUCAGUGUACUUUUUAUAUAUUUAAGAAAAUCAGAUUACGCCUACCUGUUUACGCCCUUUUCGUAUUUACUCUACAAUAUCAAUAAAACAGCUGUUUACAUAAAUAUUUAAUAAAUGCCUAAACAUAUUUAGUGGUUUUAUUCUAAAAAGUAGAAAUAUCGACCACUGGCAACCCUGAACUUUAUUUGACAUCAACUUGUUUUGAUAUAAGUAAACUUCUUUGAUAUGAAGUGAUAAGAAUUUUUGUUAGCUAAAAUUAAGUAGGUAAGUUAAAGAAAGUAAGCAUGUUUGCUGCGACGCUG